Molecule: messenger RNA, 2604 nt
Organism: Acromyrmex echinatior (Panamanian leafcutter ant)
Lineage: Eukaryota; Metazoa; Arthropoda; Insecta; Hymenoptera; Formicidae
Source: RefSeq, a predicted model, not a curated record
GCUGACUUACGGAACGAAACAGUGAAAUAAUAUAAGAAAAAUUAACGAUUGAAGACGAAGAAGAAUAAAACGUCAUCAGAAAUGACGCUAGAAACAUCAUGGCUGGAUAAAUGCUUUGUGGAAAAGAUCUUGCGAAAGUCGGAAAACGACGAUUCGAUUAAAGUGAUGAAUAUAGUUUUGAAAUUGGCUACAAGCAAGGGUGAUAACUAUACUAGCGACAUAAUUAGAAUUACUGUCGAAUAUUCACGUGGCCCUAAGAUUAAAGAAAAAAAAUCCAUUAUUGUCAAACUCUCUCCUGUACAUGGUGUUCGACAAAAAAUCGUCACACAAGCAGGUUUCUUUCAAACAGAGAUAUCGAUGAUGUCGGAUACUUUGGAUAAAAUGAAUAAGUUGUUGGGGUCGAAGCACCGCUUGAGCCCUAAAAUUCUCUAUGUGCAAAAUGAAAAUCCAAUGCUUCUAGCGAUCGAAGAUCUCGCAUCUCUCGAUUUUCGAAUGGCUGAUCGUUCAUCUGGUCUCGAUUUAGAUCAUUCUCUACUGGCAUUUCGCGGACUUGCCAGGUUUCAUGCAGCCUCCGCUGUCUUAUGUGAGAAGAACCCGAAGCAAAAAGAGAUGUAUUUAAAAGAAAAUAUAUAUAAUAAAAUGCCAGAAAUAAAAUUGUUCCUCAUUAUGGGUAUUAAAGCUUUAGCAGAUGAGAUUGCAAACUGGCCAGAAGCAAAAAAAUACUCGGAAAAAGUUUCUAAACUUUCCGAUCACAUGUACCAAAUAGGACAAGAUGUACAUAAGCUCUGUGAAGAUGAAUUUAAUGUUAUUAUUCAUGGUGAUUGUCAUGUGAAUAAUAUGUUAUUCAAAUAUGACUAUAAUGGGAAACCUAUUGAUCAGAUUUUUGUAGACUUUCAAUUGUGUACCUAUGCAUCAGCGGCACUUGAUCUUAUCUAUUUACUCAAUUCAAGUAUUUCCUUCGAUGUUAUUGAACACAAGACAGAUAUUUUAUUAAACGAAUAUCUUCACACUUUGUCAACAACUAUGAACCAAUUGAAUUGUAAGACGCAACCGCCCACUAUGGAAGAACUGAAGGCUUCCAUAAAACGAAAAGCUAGUUAUGGAAUGAUGAUAUCUUUCAACGUUUUACCAUUCAUGCUGUGCUGUAAGUCUGAGGCAAAAGAUUUGGAUGAAGUACUAUGCAAUAAUACUUUUGUGAAUCCAGGUUUCAAAAAUGAGACUUUUAAAGAAAUAUUGAUAAAAAGACUGCCACUAUACGAUGAGUGGGGUUUGCUGGAUCAAAUGGCCUUAGAAACAUCGACAUUGCUAAAUUUAAGUUUCGUGGAGAAAAUCCUGCGAAAAUCAGAAAACGACAAUUCGAUUCAGGUGAUGGAUAUAUUUUUGAAAUCGGCCACAGAUAAAGGUGACAAUUACACUAGCGACAUGAUUAGGAUUACUGCUGAAUAUUCACGCGGUUUUAAGAUUAAAGAGAAAAAAUCAAUUAUUAUCAAAAUCUUUCCUAUACAUGGUAUUAUACGACAGAAAAUCGUCUCACAAGCAGGUUUUUUUCAUAUCGAAACAUCGAUGAUGUCAGAUACUUUAGAUAAAAUGAAUAAGUUGUUAGAACCGAAACAUCGCUUGAGCGCGAAGAUUCUCCACAUGCAAAAUGAAAAUCCAUUACUUUUGGCAAUCGAAGAUCUUGCGCCUCUCGGUUUUCGAAUGGUUGAUCGUUCGUCUGGUCUCGACUUAGAUCAUUCUCUAUUGGCAUUUCGCGGACUUGCCAGAUUUCAUGCAGCCUCCGUAGCCUUAUGUGAGAUGGAUCCGAAACAAAAAGAGAUAUAUUCAAAAGGAAUGUUUCAUAAUCAGCAUCCGCCAGAAAUGAAAUCUUUCUUUAUUAGGGGUACUAAAGGUUUAGCAGAUGAGGUUGCAAACUGGCCAGAAGCGGAAAAAUACUCAGAAAAAAUUGCUAAACUUUCCGAUCACAUGUACCAAAUAGGAACAGAUGCACAGAAGCUCUGUGAUGACGAAUUUAAUGUUAUUACUCAUGGUGAUUGUUCCGUGAUCAAUAUGUUAUUCAAAUAUGACAAUAAUGGCAAACCUACUGAACAGAUUUUUGUAGACUUUCAAAUGUGUAUCUACGCGUCAGCGGCACUCGAUCUUCUCUAUUUGUUCAAUUCAAGUAUUUCCAUUGAUGUUAUUGAACAUAAGACAGAUAUUUUAUUAAACGAAUAUCUUAACACCUUGUCAACGAUUAUGAAACAAUUGAAUUGCAAAACACAGCCGCCCACCAUGAAGGAACUGAAGGCUUCCCUUCAACGAAAAGCUAGCUAUGGAAUGAUGGCAUCCUUCAACAUUUUACCACUUAUGCUGUGCAGUAAAACUGAAGCGAAAGGUUGGGAUGAAAUAUUGGGCACUGAUACUUAUACGAAUCCAGGUUUAAAGAGUGAGAGUUAUAAAAAAAUAUUAUUAAAAAGACUGCCACUAUACGACGAGUGGGGUUUGCUGGAUCUUUAAUGUACUUCACAUUUAGUGACAGAAAGUUAAAGUAGAAAAAAAUAGAAGUUUAGGAAAUCGGGUAUUUGAUGUAAAUAGUUAAUAAAUACAUUAAAAUUAAUAAUAAUAGAC